AUGUCUUCACAAACUUUACAUCCUAAACAAGAUGCUGUCAAUAAAUUCUUAACUGUUCUAAAGGAUUUUAGAAAAGAUGAAACACGAGUUAACAAUACUCUUGGUUUUACUCCUUUUGAUAAAAAGCAGCUUAAACAAGCAACUGUUAUGGCUUCCGAAUUAAUGAUUGUAGCCAAUGAAAACCCUAAUGACCCAAUUGAAAAUGUUUUAAAAGUUGCUCAAGAAAAAACUAAAACAAAUGAUCCAGAACUUGUUCAUUGGGCUCUUAUGAUCUUUAUAUCUCAUCAUCCAAGUGCACGUUCUGGUCAAUUGCAUAUCCCACCAUUAACCAAACAUACCCCUCAUAACUCUGUUCCUAAACAACAACUUAAUGUCUUGGCUCCAGGUCCUGCUAUCUUUGGCAGUGGUGGAUUAACAGCUGCUGCUGGUCAACAACAACAAGAAUCCCUAAUUCAAAAUAUUAAUGAAGCUGAAUUUGCUAUAAAUUUCUGGCAUGAAGAUCCAAAUUUUAAUGAACAUCAUGAACAUUGGCACAUUGUCUAUCCUGGUGAGGGUGUUCCUGAUCCUAAAAGAGCUGCUUUAGGAAUUUCUCUUGUCAAUCCAUUAGACAAUUUUGAUGAACCAAUUCCGGAAGUGUACAAUCCGAGUGGAAAUCUAGUUGACAGUGAUCAUACACCAUUUGCAACUCGUCCUUCUGGAUUACGUAUAGGUGACUUGGGUGAGGGGAUGACAGUUGCUGAAUUGAAACAAAUUGAAGCAAAUAUUAAAGCAGCUAUUAAGAAAGGUCAAUUUAAAGAUGUACCUUUCAUUAUACUUAAGGCCCCUACAUAUAGAAUUCAUAUUAAAACAUAUGAAUAUAAACUUGCAAUUAAUAUAUUAUAUGUGAAUGAUACAUCACCAUAG
Messenger RNA from Entrophospora sp. SA101, 903 nucleotides. NCBI's taxonomy places the organism in Eukaryota, Fungi, Glomeromycota, Glomeromycetes, Entrophosporales, Entrophosporaceae. The record is from the annotation of a GenBank genome assembly.